AUGUCGGUUAUGCUGCAUAUCCUGGCAGACAAGUUUGAGUUGUGCCUCGCUAGUUCCAAACUAAAGGAGUUGUUCCCAAAAGAGGGAGAAAAACUGCCUCCAGCACUGGAACAUGACCCUACACUAAAAAAAGAACUGACUCAGCUGAAUCGCCGGUCCAGUCAGUUCCGUCAGCUUACCCUUGACCUGAUACUGGACCGUGAGAGACGAGAGAUGUACCUCCAGAGUGAGAUGGAAGAGGAGUAUGGAGCUGAGUUCUCUCUCACCUUAAAUGACCUCGUGGCCAAGUUCGUUCAGACAGUUGAGGACUAUCUGCCCAUCCCUGUCAUUGAAGAGAUCAGCUCAAAUGAACAGUACCUAAGCCCUACUGAUGAUUGCUCUCCUGCUGUGUCUAGUCUUCUGGCAGUCCUGGAAGUUACGAAUGGCAAUCCCAGCACUGCAGAUCUCAUAACAUUGGUACAUGAACUUGAAACUGUAAGCACAACAAGGACCAGGAAACAAAACUGUUUACCUAGUAGUAGUAGAUAUCAGGCAAAACUGCCCUCAACUUUCAAAAGUCCCCAAACAAAGGAGAAGACAAUCAAAACAGACAGAAGUUCUCCAAUGAUACCACACGGUGAUUCUGUAGAAAAAGACAGUGCUGCACAGGAGUCAACUUCCACAGGAAGCUCUGUGUCGCAAACAACAGUAUGUUCUGGGGGAACCCAUACUACUUUGUCAGAUUCAAGUGAUGUGGAAAUAGUGGAAGUAUCCAGUGAGUCAAAUUCUGAAUGCUCACUUAGAGGCAAAAAGGCAACAAGACUUCUAAAAGAGAUGGAUACGAGAAAUGUUAGAAGAGUAAAAACUUCGCUACGUAACAAGUCAAGUGUAUGCACCAGAGCAAAAGGAUUGGAUGCUGGCAACAGUACAACAAAAGGAAAAGAGUUAAAGAAAGUGAAAGCUAAAUCACCACUGUCAUGGAAUUCGUGGGAGAACACCUUAAGAAAUGAUCUUAUCGGCAGCAAGUCAAAAGGAAAUAAGAAGAUAACUGACUUUAAAAGUUUCUCUGUAGACAAACAGGAGAUGAAAGAAAUGACAGAAGAUACCGAUGAUGAAACACAGUGCAGUAAAGAAAGUAGUGCAGGGAGAAACUCAGCACAUGAUGACAAGAUAGGAGCAGAGGAAAGGACAGUCAGAAAUGAAGAAGACCCUGGAAGUGAUCAGGACCAUAUUUCUUCUCCUUUGGUCAUUACAUUAGAUAGUAGUAUUGACUCUGAUACGAGUAUUACCUCUCCUCUUCUUCUCGAAAACUUGGAGGAACAAUCUCUCUGGAAGAUGAAGAGGCAGAGGGAAGAGGAGCAACUUUCAACGGAACAUUCCAGAAAGAAAAGACGGAAGCUGGAUUUUCAAGAAAAAUCAUCGUCAGACAAUCAAGUUCCAGUAGCUGACUUGCAGGAAACAUCAAAAGUUGACAAAGUUCAACUUGAGGAAGAAAGUUGUCAGCAUCCAGAGAGGGAAAGUACCACAGAAGAAGUAGCCAACCAAUCAAGUUGUUCUGGGGAACUUGCAACUGAUGACAAAGUAGAUAAGUCAGAAGAUGAAGACACUUAUGCAGAAAGUGGACCAUCAAGCCAAGUCAACAUCUCUCUAAAUGCUGAGGGGCACAGCAUUGAGGUCCUACAAGAGACGGCUAAAGAAUCUACAAGUCCGUGCUCUGUCGUCGGCUCACAAGGUGGCACUCAGCCUUUCUCUCCUAUCCGUGCAAGAAGCUACACAACAUGA
Branchiostoma floridae (Florida lancelet) is the source of this 1761-nucleotide messenger RNA. RefSeq lists its product as uncharacterized. The record is from RefSeq and is a predicted model, not a curated record. Lineage: Eukaryota; Metazoa; Chordata; Leptocardii; Amphioxiformes; Branchiostomatidae. The transcript is spliced from 5 exons. The coding region runs from base 1 to 1761 and encodes 586 amino acids.